AUGGACGGACUAAAUGAACAUCGUCGGGGCCCCGUGUUGCCGAGAUCCUCGCCGACUUCACCGCCCUCCAGUACCACAUCUCUGCGGCACCAGUUGAGCCAACAAACCCCGGAAGAUGCCAACACCGAAGGGUGGCGCACGCUGCGCCAGUGCACCGUCGAUGGACAGCACAUCCUUAACACAGGCGCCGAUACCCGGGUACCUGUCACCAAGGGUGGACACGAGGAGCAAAACAAAAGCCGAGCUGCAGCAGAGCUCGCCCAAAUCACGGACGAAGCUGUGUAUACAGAGCUGCAGGCAACUGACUGGCAAAUGGGCCGGUGGACCGACGAAGAUCCGCCACUGCGGGCAGUUCAGCGCUGGAUUCGCACUCGGCGGUGA
Molecule: messenger RNA, 381 nt
Organism: Grosmannia clavigera kw1407
Lineage: Eukaryota; Fungi; Ascomycota; Sordariomycetes; Ophiostomatales; Ophiostomataceae
Exons: 3
Coding region: 1-381 (126 amino acids)
Source: RefSeq, a predicted model, not a curated record